ACUGGAGGAGUGUGAGCAAUAUGCUGAGGCUGAGAAGGAAGCUUUGAAGGGUUUGGAACUGAAUCGCUUCGACUGCUGGUCCACCCAUGCACGUGCACACAUAAUAGAAAUGCAAGGACGAUUCGAUGAAGGUAUUGCAUUUAUGGAGAGCACCGAAGAAGACUGGAAACGAGGAUGGAUGCUGGCCGCGCAUAAUUACUGGCACAACGCUCUGUAUUACCUUGAAAAGGACAUCACUGAAGUCCCACUGGAAAUUUAUGACAGGCAAAUCAUACCACGUGCAAAGAAAAGCGGUGCCAUGUUGGAUAUUGUGGAUGCGGCAUCGAUGCUAUGGCGUCUUGAACUCGAAGGUGUCGCAGUGGGAAAUAGGUAA
This is a messenger RNA of Cooperia oncophora, 373 nucleotides long. Lineage: Eukaryota; Metazoa; Nematoda; Chromadorea; Rhabditida; Trichostrongylidae. The record is from the annotation of a GenBank genome assembly.